CUGUGCGGGUGUCAGGCUGGAGAUUCUGCAGCUCAACUUCUCUAACAGAGCGAGUAAACAUGAUGGGGAAGGACGGCGGAUAUUGUGGUUUGGUUUGAAGGAGGUACUGCUGCUCUCCGGACCCCCCUGUGUUUAUUUACUUUGGAUGGUGGAUGACUGACUGAGUGAGUGAGUGAGUGGUGCUGUUACACCAGGAUCUCCUGCAGGCCAGGAUGUGGGCGCGUGUCGAACCCUGCUGUGUGAGCGCUGGGUCGGAGCGCUGCGGGUGACGGCGAGUUUCGAACGAGCUUUUAUUUAAUGACAAAAGAUCGGACACGUUAGACUGGGCAGCAUGUCGGCGGUAAAGGAAAACACGUGCAAUAAGUUCCAGGCGAACAUCUUCAACAAGAGCAAGUGUCAGAACUGCUUCAAACCUCGGGAGUCCCACCUUCUCGGCGACGAUGAUUUUACACAGGCUAAGCCAAUAUAUGGAGGAUGGCUUCUUCUGGCACCUGAAGGAACUGAUUUCAGCAGCCCGUUACAGCGCUCCCGGAAAUGGCAAAGACGAUUCUUCCUCCUUUAUGAACACGGACUCCUGCGCUACGCUCUCGACGAGAUGGCCAGCACACUUCCUCAGGGCACAAUAAACCUGAACGUGUGUGUGGACGUGGUGGACGGCGAGAAUGUGACGGGACAGAAACACUCGCUGUGUAUCUGCACUCCGGAUAAAGAGCACUACAUCCGCGCCGAGAGUAGAGACAUUAUCAAUGGGUGGCUGGAAGCUCUCAUCGUGUUUCCUCAAACCAACAAGCAAAACCAAAAGAAGAAACGGAAGGUGGAACCUCCCACUCCACAGGAACCUGGUCCUGCUAAGGUUGCCGUAACCAGCAGCGGUGCACUGUGUGUCAGUAACAGCGGGGUUCAGUCAGAGGGGGCGGAGCCAGUAACAGGUUCGGAGCGCGUGAAUGGAGGACGGAAGCCGAGGGUGGAGAGCGGCUACUUCUCACUGGAGAAACCCAAACCUGAAGCACAGCAACCCGAACACAACAAACCAGUCACAUCCUCCUCUUCCUCCCGUCUGAGGUACAGCACCUCGGAUCCAGCGCUCUUCGUCUCCUCAUCCUCACACAACACACACACGCACGAUACACACACCGCACACACGGACCUCACGGACUCACCCACACACACCUCGGAGGGACGCACGGGUUCAUCCACAAGCAUGCACACGUCACAUUCCCCUCUCACAAACACGCAGGCGUCGCCGCUCUCGUCCUCUCAGAGCUCUCUGGACUCCGAGACGAGCCCCGAGAGGCGUGGCCGUGCCGACACGGUGGGCGGGGACGCACGGUCACAGGCUAGAGGAAUUAAGACCAGGCUGCUGCGGGACGGGCGGAGCUACGCGGCGCUGUCAGACGUCCCUCGAGCCAGACGACUGAAUCACCGCGCGGCUUUUCGCUCCGACGAAAAACGGCAAGAAAUUAGAGCGAGAACACGAAGCCCUGGACGAGAGGAGGUGGAGAGACUGUUCGGCCAUCAGAGGAGGCGUACUCAGGUGAUUGAGCGGUUUGAAACACAGCAGUCGACAGACUUUUUGGAGCACAUGGACACGACAGAAUCGUCCUCGUCCUCAAGUAAACACACAAGUCAGAGAACCGGACGCAGUGACAGACGCUUUCCUUCACAAAAACAGGAUCUCUCUCUGGACUCUAGUAUGGCUGGCUCGGUCACAGAUUUCUCUGGAAAAAUGGACAUUUAUAGAAGAGCAAAAAGUCUGGACCGACGUGUCACUGAAUCCUCAAUGACUCCCGACCUGCUGAACUUUAAGAAGGGAUGGAUGACCAAACUGUAUGAAGACGGCCUGUGGAAGAAGCACUGGUUUGUGUUGACUGAUCAAAGUCUGAGAUAUUACAGGGACUCCAUCGCUGAGGAGGCUGCAGAUCUGGAUGGAGAGAUUGAUUUGUCGACGUGUUAUGAUGUCACAGAGUUUCCUGUUCAGAGGAACUACGGCUUCCAAAUUCAUAGUAAAGAGGGCGUGUUUACUCUCUCUGCGAUGACUUCUGGGAUUCGGAGGAACUGGAUUCAGGCUAUAAUGAAGUGUGUGAGGCCCACCAUCACACCUGACGUCACUCGGAAAAACAUCCCUCUCAAACUUUCUGUUCUCAAACCCAGUUCUGUCUCAGAUGAAAAUGCUAAAUCGACUCCCUCACCCCCCGACGCCUCUCGCUCUUCACACUCAUGGAAGUCAUGUGAUGUCAUAGCAGAUUCGUCCCAGCCUCCGGACCGCUAUAAGCCCCGCCCUCGUGACCGCAGGCGAGAGGGGCGAUCCAAAACCUUCGACUGGGCGGAGUUUCAAAACAAGAGGGCAGAGAAUCUUGACAUAAGCUCCUCCCCCUCCCCAUCUUCCGUUUCAUCUUCUGCGUCCUCUCCCUCCUCUUCACACUCGGACAGGAAGUUACCGCCUCAGGAGGAGGAAGUGGACUCUGCGAAAGGCCGUGUAGGAGCGGCCAGUGAGACCCCAUCAGCCGAUAUAAACUCCGAGGUUCAAGUGGAGAUCGAACAGAGGUGGCAUCAGGUGGAAACCACACCCCUCAGGGAGGAGAAACAGGUGCCAAUCACUGGAGGCUCCGCCCACUUUUCAACUAAAGAGAAAAUUCCUACACAAGAGUUCACCGCUCUGCCGGAUAAAGAGGCUCAGAAGGAGUUGGUGAGGUUGCAGGAACAGAACACACUGCUGCAGGAACAACUGCAUGAUGCCCAGCACACGGCCCGAGAGGGUUACGUGUUACAGAGUGCCGUGGCACCAGGAAAAUCUUCAACCAACUCAUCCUCAUCUCACCAACCCCCGUGGCAACGCCUUAACAAGCUAAACAUUGAACUAAAGACAGAGCUUGAAGCUCAGAGGCGGAAGCAUGAUAUGGCCCAUCAACAGGUCAGCAGCCUUAAACGGAGUUACAGUGAGGCACAGGACAGAAUCAGCAAUCACGAAGCUGAAAUCGAAGCCCUGCAGGCCAAGCUUGCUUCUGCGAUGGCGGAAAUUGUGGCGAGCGAACAGGCGGUGGCCUGCAUACGCAGCGAACUGAAGCUGGAGCAGAGUCGCUGCCGAGAGCGGGAAGAAGAUUGGGACCGUAAUGAGAAGACGUUACGGUCACAGUUGCGUGAUAGCGAGGAUCGCCUUCGAGAUGUUGAGGCAAAGUUGUUGGAAAAGACCCAGGCACUUAGACUACUGGAACAGCAGCAGGCCCUGCAGCGGGACCAGCACAAGGAAGUCCAGAGGCUGCAGGAGAAGCUAACAGAGGUGACCGGGCGUCUUAUUGCAACAGAAGAGGCGCAGGCCUUGAGGGAGGAGCGGGAAAGAAAGGAGCGACAGUGUCUAGAGGAAACGCUCGAACGGGAGCGCCAGGGAUUGAACCGUAGACUGACAGAAUCUGAGGAGCAAAGACUCAAGGCUGAGGAGCAACUUCAGGAAGCUCGGGACCAGAUAGAAGCGCUGCUGAGAGGUGCCAGUGGGGAUCGGGUGGGGUCAGACAUAAGAAUGGAAAUGCUGCAUUUGCAGCAAGACCUGAAUGAGCAAUCAGAUUUGAUCGAAAACCUUCGGGAAAGCAUAAGAAGGCUGGAGGAGGAAAGGGAUUGCCUGACUUGUCGGUGCCAGGAAUUGGUUAACCAGAUUGCCGAGGCAGACAGGGAGGUCGUAAAACUACAAACGCAACUGAAGACAGAAGAGUCAGACUACUACUCGUUGGAAAGAUCUUAUAACCGUGUCUCAGAGGAAUUCGCUAGGAUUAGUCGCGUCCUGCGCGAUAAGGAAGAGGAGGUCCGGCAGACGAAAGAGACGUACGAGGAGCUGGUGCGACAGAAAGAUCAGGACUUGACGGAAGCCCUUGUAAAAAUGGCUGCCCUAGGAAGCAGUCUAGAAGACACUGAGCAUCGUCUGAAGACCAGGGAGGAGCUUCUUAGUCAGAUGGGUCAUGGAGAAGUGGAAAACAAGUUAAAAGAGAAGCUCACAGUGGCGGAGAAUAGGAUUACUGAACUUGAACAGCAUCUGGAUACUUUACACUUGGAAUAUGCAGAUCUCAGGAUGAAACGAUGUCACUCUCAGCAGGACAUCCUUGAUACGCUGGACAGAGAAUCGGAGCAUGACGAAUCAUUUUCUGCCACUUCCUCAUUUACCCUCACAAGAAGCAGCUCAGAGAGCGAAGUGUCCUUUGCCAAGCGACAGAGAAUCAGGUUCUCCAACAUUCAGUGCCAAAAAUACCAUCAGUCCCAAGGAAUUGAAAGGAUUCUGACCGCGAUCCCAUCACUGGAUUCCACUCAGGAGGGCAGUCAGGACUUUGAAGCAGAUACAAGCUUAAGCUUAACGGGUGAUUCCACCCAAGAGUAUUCCCAGGAUAUAAACUCAUUAAGUGACGACUCUCUUCAGUACAGCAGUGGUGCCAACAAACACGUGUCCUUCAUCCAGGCACUCGAGUCCAAACUCCAGGCCACGGAGCAAAAGAUGACCGAUAUGAUCACAAGGAGGCAAAAUAAACAAGAUCAGCCGGGCAAUGUGGCACCUAUGGAAGUAUGCAGUGAUCAAUCUUGUACUGAACCAGACCAGGAUGAACCAGAUGGUUCUCUUUGUUUGGAUGUAGUUUUACAGGAUAGCGCUGUUAACACAGAGUACAAGAAAGCUCUGUCUGUCGUGGAGUCUUGCAGAGCAAGUGUUGGGGAGAUCCUCAGCAGUCAGGAGGAAGGCAGAAGUGCAGAAGCACAGGUUCAAACUCUAUCUAAGAUAGAGAAAGACCUGUCUAGUGCAACUUUGCUUAUGCGACAAGCUAAGGCACCGUAUCCUGCUUUUCUUGCUCAUGAGUCGCAGUCAGAAAUCGACACAAGUAUGAUAAAGAUGUUUGCUAAGAUGUUAGCCUUUGAGGGUUGUGUUUUGCAGAAGAUGUCACUUGCUCUUCAGGAUCCAGACUCGGACAUAAUGCAAAGUCUUACAGAAAUACGGAAGGAUGCAGAACAUAGUCAAACAACUCAUCGAGGUUGCCUUUCGGGAGUUUACACUGAUGUUCUGGUUAGAAAACUGCUAGUGGAGAAGUUGCUGGUGAAUGAUCUUGAUAAAUAUCUACCCCAGCAAACAUGUAACUCAAGUAACUUGUGGGGCAAUUCACAGUUCCUUUGUAGUAGUGCCAUUCGAAAUGCUUGUGUCAAUGCUGAGCUUGCAUACAUCCUUCAAAACCUAAAGCACACCUACCAAGGUGAGUCUGAGGACCUUCAAAGAGACUUCGUCAAAGUAGACAAGUCAUUGCAAGAAAGGGAGGAAGCUGGCUUUGUAAAUACUAACAGUGCCAUCCAAGAUGUCUGUGAUUCAGACAUUACCCCUCCUGACCUAGCCCCAUAUAUGCAGCAAAUUGAGAGAGAAGAAGCUCUCAGUCUUGCUGAAAACAUUGUGAAAAGACACCUAGCGGAGGCCAUGCAGUGUUGUGGCACAGAAUCAGGGGCAUCAGUACAGGCAGAGCAAGAGAGUCUCAUUACUGAGCUGAAGAGACAAUCAGAGUUCCUUCAGCACAUGUCCCAGCAGGUAGAGAAGGCCUGUGAGGAAGGUACCAGCGCUCUCCUUCAUGGACUUGCAAGCAGAAUCCGAGAACUUUGGGAUCCCAGAGUACCAACAUCCAACACUCUCUUCAUGUAUGAGGCUUUAAGCCAAGCACAGGUAGCAUACGUUGCCUGCAGGCUGCGAGCUGAUCAACAGAGAGAGCUUCUCCUCUGCCAGAAGACUAGCCGCAAAAUGGCAACCUUGGUUCAGGAGCAUGCCCAGCAUGUAGCAGACAUUCAGCGGCGAUUCCAAAGUAACCUGGAGGAAGAGCGUCUAAACCAGUCCAAGACCAUAAUCUCCCUUGAGGAAGAAAAUCAGACACUUCGACAGGAGGCAGCAGUGCAGAUCAAAGAUCUGCAGGAGCAGCGGGAACACAUGAUCGAGGUUAAUGAGUCUUUCCAGAAGGAGAUGCAGGAGAUCAGGAGAAAGCAUGCCGAGAAAUUAAGUCAAAUAGAGCAAGAACAUUCCACUAAUGAGCAAGAGUUACAUGAGCGUGCUGCUAAUUCCCAACAAAAGCUUGAAGCCCUUCUGCAAAAGGUAGAGGGAGCUGAGCUGAGGCAUGAGGAGCAUAUACACAAACUAGAGCUUGACUUCCGCAGCAAAGUUGAGGAGCUAGAAAACACUCAUGAGGAAGAGAUCAAGAAACUGCAUGAGCGUUACAGCCAGACUAUUCUCACUCUAGGAAAAAGAUUUGAGACAGCAGAGGAGGAUACGCCUCAUCCUUCCACAGUGGAAGUACAAGAAACAGGUCCUGUGAGGGACCAGCAACGAUCAGAGCAAGACGUCAGCCGGGAUUCAAUGUCACUGCUGAAGAGUCGAGUACAGGAGCUGGAGCUUCAGAUGAUGAACAUGCGUGAUGAACUGGAAAACAAACCGCCAGAUGGAGACAUGGCCAGCUUGAAAGAGAAGUACCAGAGAGACCUCGACAGCCUUAAGGAGACAUGUGAGCGUGGGUUUGCAGCGAUGGAGGAAACCCAUCAGAAGGUGAUUGAGGAUCUUCAGCGCCAACAUCAGCGAGAGAUUAACAAACUGCUUGAGGAGAGAGAGCGAUUACUGGAGGAGGAGACCAACGCCACCAUCGCCGCGAUUGAGGCGAUGAAAAAUGCCCACCGUGAGGAACUGGAGAAAACACAAAGAGCACAACUGAGUGGAGACAACGCUGAUAUUGAAGAGCUACGUAUUCAGUACGAGGAGGAACUACAGUCGAUCCACCGUGAGUUGGAGGUGUUAUCAGAGCAGUACUCUCAAAAAUGCCUGGAGAACUCGCACCUCGCUCAGGCUCUAGAGGCCGAGAGACAGGCCCUGCAGCAGUGUCAGAGAGAGAACCAACAACUACACACACACAACCAGGAGCUGAAUAAUCGUCUGACGGUGGAGAUCAAUAGAAUGCGUUCCUGUCUCAGUGGAGAGAAACCAGCAUCUGCUCUCACACAGGGCAAAGACCUUUACGAACUGGAGGUGCUGCUGCGUAUAAAAGAAUCAGAGAUUCAGUAUCUGAAACAGGAGAUCAACUCACUAAAGGAUGAGCUACAGUCUGCACUGAGGGAUAAGAAGUAUGCAUGUGAUAAGUAUAAGGACAUCUACACCGAGCUCAGCAUCGUGAGAGCCAAAGCGGACUGUGACAUCAGCAAACUAAGAGACAAACUACUGGCUGCAACAGAGGCUUUUGAGGAGAGAGACGCGUCCACACACGGAUAUGAUAUAAUGAAGUCGAAGAGUAACCCCGACUUCCUGAAGAAAGAACGAUCUGGCCUAUCGAAGCAGGUCCGUGGAGUGAGAUCUAAGAGCCUGAAGGAGGGACUGACUGUUCAGGAGAGGAUGAAGCUCUUCGAAGCUAAAGACUCCCGGAAGAUCUGAUCAACUUUACACUCGCACACACACUUAUGAACAAAUACACACAAAUAUUCUUCUAAUGUGAGUUUCAUCUUAUUGCUGCUUUAGUUAGUAAUGUGACGGCUGUAACCUACCCACGCUACGUUCACACCGGCACGUCGCUCAAAUCACAGGUUACCGGUCACAUUCCUGACCGCAGGUUACUGCUGGUCGCUUGGCUUUGUUAGUAUUUUGCCAGACCAGAUUUUGGUCAUUAAAAAGCCGAGCAGAGCAGUCUGCUGUUUUACUGACUUUUUUACCAUAAUAUAGCUGCGCUUUGUUCGAAUCGCUGUACCUACACAUCAGCGCAGUGUUUAAAUGAAAACUGGUAGUUGAACUGGUUUUACUGUAAUUAAUAUGUUACCCAACAACAUGUGCUUGCACAUACUGAUCAUAGUAAUGUAAAGAUACACGACACUGACUUUGGCAAUAAUUUGUGCGGCAUGAUGUGGGUUUGAGACGCGGCUUUGGGGUUUAGGAGAACUGCAAUCUACAAGGUCGCACAUGACAAAUACAAAUACGACUUUUUAUUUUCCCUCCUUGUUUACACCGAUCAGGCAUAACAUUAUGACCACAUCCUUCCAUUUUUAUCAGCUCCAC
Trichomycterus rosablanca is the source of this 8026-nucleotide messenger RNA. RefSeq names its product myosin phosphatase Rho-interacting protein (gene mpripa). Bases 332 to 7411 code for a protein of 2359 amino acids. The transcript is spliced from 26 exons. Gene Ontology annotation, cellular component: actin cytoskeleton. NCBI's taxonomy places the organism in Eukaryota, Metazoa, Chordata, Actinopteri, Siluriformes, Trichomycteridae. The record is from RefSeq and is a predicted model, not a curated record. Gene Ontology annotation, molecular function: actin filament binding.